UUUGUUGCACGGGCACUGGAGCAGCGGUGUAACAGAUCCCAGCUGCUGCCGUGGGGGGAAUCUGAGCUAUUCCGUCCCCCUUGGGUUGGUCACGUGUCCUUAGGGAGCGUUUAGUUUGGUGACCACGUCGGGAGAGAGAGGUAGCGCGCACCGUUGCGCACAGCCGAGUUGGACAGCAACAUCUUUAACACGCGCUAAUGACCGGUGGCGAAUCAACCAGAUCAGUAUUGUUUUGGGCGUUGUCAUAAACACUCCACAGUGGUGUGUGAUACACAGAUCCGUCAGGCACCGACACAGCGUGUGUGAUCCUCCAGUCACCGACUCGUCAAAACUUCUGCGCUUACGGUACCAACUGUGAUCUUUACUGCGAGCGUGUCAUUGUUGCCAGCCACUGCUACAAGUCGACCUACGGAGCUGUCACGCCGAACCAAGCCCAGCGUCGUCCACAGUGGUGCUGCUUAUUGCUAACUAGGCUGCCUCCAAGCCCACAGGUAAUUGGCCAGCUUUUGUGGGAUUUGAUGUCACCUCUAGAUUGGUUCAACUGAAGAUGGAAACACUGGAGUCUGAGCUGACCUGCCCGAUCUGCCUGGAGUUGUUUGAAGAUCCUCUGCUUUUGCCCUGCGCCCACAGCCUGUGUUUUAACUGUGCUCACCGCAUCCUGGUGUCUCACUGCUCCACCAGCAAGCCCCUUGAGUCCAUAUCGGCCUUUCAGUGCCCCACCUGUCGUUACGUCAUCACGCUGAAUCACCGCGGCCUGGAGGGCCUUAAGCGCAAUGUGACGCUGCAGAACAUCAUUGACCGCUUUCAAAAGGCCUCCCUUAGCGGCCCUAAUUCCCCCACCGAGAGCCGGCGCCUGCAGCCGCAGCGGCCCUACACCGCCACCAUUAGCGGUACAAUAGCUGGGACAAUCGGCGGCGGUGGUGGUGGCACAAGUGGAAGCAGCGCCCGCGGCAGCCCGGCCACUUCCAGCCACUCCCACCCGCACGCCAACCACACCAAUCACACCAACCACACCAACGCAAACCACAGCCCAGCUGUUGUUGCUAAAAUGGAUCCACGCAUCAGCUGCCAGUUCUGUGAGCAGGAUCCGCCGCGUGAGGCUGUCAAAACGUGUGUCACGUGUGAGGUAUCGUACUGCGACCGCUGCCUCCGCGCAACACACCCUAACAAGAAGCCGUUCACAAGCCACCGCCUUGUGGAGCCGGUGCCAGACACUCACAUCCGCGGUCUGACCUGCUUGGAGCACGAGAAUGAGAAGGUCAACAUGUACUGCUUGGUGGAUGACCAGCUCAUCUGUGCCCUCUGCAAGCUGGUGGGGCGUCACCGGGAUCACCAGGUGUCCUCACUCACUGAACGCUUUGAUAAGCUCAAGGCUUAUCAGGUGAGCCCGGGCAGAGUGUCAGAUGCGGUAAUGGAGGCUUCAAAAACAAGCGCUGCGCAAACCCUGGAGAACAACCUGACCAACCUGGUGAAGAGAAACAGCGAACUGGAGAACCAAAUGGCAAAGCUCAUCCAGAUCUGUCAACAGGUUGAGGUGAACACAGCCAUGCAUGAAGCCAAGCUGGUGGAGGAGUGUGAUGAACUAGUCGAGAUAAUCCGCCAGAGAAAACAGGUCAUCGCUGUGAAGAUCAAAGAAUCCAAGGUGAUGAAACUGCGUAAGUUGGCUCAGCAGAUCGCAAACUGUCGCCAGUGUCUGGAGCGCUCUAGUGCCCUCAUCACACAAGCCGAACAGAGCCUGAAGGAGAACGACCACGCCCGCUUCCUCCAGACCGCUCGAAAUGUAGCAGAAAGGGUUGCCAUGGCGACGGCCUCCUCCCAGGUACUCAUCCCUGACGUCAACCUGAAUGAGGCGUUUGACAACUUUGCCUUGGACUUUUCCCGGGAGAAGAAGAUUCUGGAAGGACUAGAUUACCUAACAGCUCCCAGCCCGCCAUCCAUAAGAGACGAGCUGUGCACCGCCUCCCAUGACACCAUCACUGUUCACUGGACGUCAGAGGACGAGUUCAGCGUCACCUCCUACGAGCUGCAGUACACCAUCUACACCGGCCAAACAAAUUUCAUCAGUUUGUACAACUCGGCAGACAGCUGGAUGAUCGUACCCAACAUCAAGCAGAACCACUACACAGUGCACGGCUUGCAGAGUGGCACCCGUUAUAUCUUCUUUGUCAAGGCUAUCAACCAGGCAGGAAGCCGCAACAGCGAGCCAGCCCGCCUCAAAACCAACAGUCAACCCUUUAAGUUAGACCCAAAGACGGCCCACAAGAAGCUGCGUCUGUCCAACGACUGUCUGACCAUGGAGAAAGACGAGAGCUCGCUGAAGAAGAGCCACACCCCGGAGCGCUUCAGCGGCACGGGCUCUUAUGGCGCAGCCGGUAACGUCUUCAUUGACAGCGGGUGUCACUACUGGGAGGUUCUGCUGGGAGCAUCCACAUGGUAUGCCAUUGGCGUUGCUUACAAAUCAGCCCCGAAAAACGAAUGGAGCGGCAAGAACUCGUCCUCAUGGGUGUUCUCGCGCUGCAACAACAACUUUAUGGUGCGCCAUGACGGCAAGGAGAUGCUGGUGGAGGCAAGCCUGCAGCUGAGGCGGCUGGGUGUCCUGCUGGACUACGACAACAAUUCACUGUCCUUCUAUGAUGCCAUGAACUCCCAGCACAUUCACACCUUUGAAAUCUCCUUCCUCCUGCCCGUUGUACCCACUUUCAUGAUCUGGAACAAGUCGGUCAUGAUACUCUCAGGGCUACCCGUCCCCGACUUUGUCGAUGGUUUGGCCUCAGAUCUUCAAGAGCAGCAACAGCAGCAGAUGGGCCUGUGCCGACAAGAGUCUCCAUACUUGACCGGGAUGAAGACCUGCCACUGAGAAAAGGCCCACCAAGGGCCUAGCAGAGUCCACUCGUGCCCAGUGACUGGUUGAUUGGGAGCUGAAAGACGUUGACAGUGCAACUGAGUUCUAUUCUCUGCAUUUAGCGAGGACCAGUUACUUUCUUAUGGAUUUAGAAAGUGUUGAAGAUAUGCACACCAGUCUGGAAUAAUGUCAGUCCUGUUAGUUUGUAGCAAUCCAAUGCUUUGCUAAUCCAUCACUGGGAACAAGGUCUCUUGACCACAAACAUCAGUAGACCUAAAAUCAUCUGAUGUCCUAGCGUCACUCAGGGCAGGGCUGGGCAUCUGGUUUUAAUGACCAUUUAAGGUCUUCCUUUUUGAUUUAUCUUCCUCCUGAAUUGACCCUAGGCUGAAGACCAAGGAAGGAAUGUUCUCAUCUGCCAUUUAGAGUUUGAAGUUACAACAUUUGAACAGUGAGAUUACUUCUCAGCUGUGGUAGAUUAAAAAAACAAAACAAUGCAGAGGCAGUAAAAAAAAAUCCAAUGAAGACUACAGACAUUUUAACUGAUAUGUCAAGUGAACUCAAUUUGACAAAAACUAUAUUUUUAAUUAGCAGCUAAAAUAAUAGUUUGCCUUUAUGAAAAAUACACUAACAUUAUCUGUUUUCUUGGCAAGAGUUAUAUGAGAAGAUCAAUACCACUCUCAUAUUUGUACAUGAAGCUAGAGCCAGCAGCCAGGUUAGUUUAGCAUAGCAUAAAGACUGGGCGGCCUCCAGUCUAGUUCCAGCACGUAACUUGUAAAAAAGUGUCAAUUUUACAUUUCUCAGUAAACAAAUGAGAUAUUAUGUGUACAAUGGUGAGCUUUUGAGAUGCUUUUUUACCUUUUGGACUGAGCCAGACUAGCGGUUUCCCUGUGUUUCCCGCCUUUCUUAUAAACUAAGCUAACUGCUAGCUUUAUUAGCGUGCAAACAUUCUUCUAAUCUAACUCUUGACAAGAAAGGGAAUAAGCAUGUGUCCCAAAACAUAUCUUCCUUUAAAUGAGGAUGUGCCUUCUUUGAAUCCACUUUAAUGUGUGAACUACAUGCUACCAUCUUGCUAACGCAAAUACAUGCUAGCUGUGGACAUUUUGUGUUGCUUCACAUCACUGUUCAUGUGUUGUAGCCUCAGUAGCUGUAAGUGGUCGUUGCUAAAGUCUUUUCCUUGAUCUUCCUGCUAGUUUUGACACAGCGGUCCUGUUUGUGUUGGCUUGUUGUAGCUUCCGAGUAUCAGGAAGUGUUAACUUUGCUCCCAGAUAUGAACAAGAUGUUCAUGUGACUACUGGACAUGUAUAAUAAGAGGUUUAAUGAAUAUUAUAGGAAAAAAGUGUUAUUUAUGACAAAAAAGAUCGUUUACUUUUAUUAUUAAUCUCAACAUAUUCAUGAUGCACUUUUUGAUUAACACUAUUUCCCCUCUAUGAGUAUUAAAGUAGAUGGAGCUGAGAGGCAGGGAUGUAAUGGGCAGGCAAAGUGACAACUAGCACUACUGCUGGCUGUAAAAGACUCCUUUGAAAUAUAUAUAUAUAUAAUCACCUUAUUUUCCUACUUAUAUUUCAAAAUUGAUUUAUAGUCUAAAAUUAAUAAUGGUUACAGGAUAUUAACCAUAAUAAAGUAUUGCAAUAAAACACUGUCAUUUAAAAACAAAUGUGCUAACACCUAAUCUAGUGUAAUGAAACAGAAGCCCCUGCUGUAAAGUUAAAAGGUUUUUGCACUGUGCUUUGAACACAAGUGACUUUCCCUCCCCAUGGCUCUUUUCAACAGCACCUAGUAACUUUAUCUUGUUUAGAAAAGGGAUAUGAUUAUGAUGAUGUUUAUGCGAUUUUUAUCAUGAUGAAAUUAUGAUAAACUAAUAGCAGUUUUAAAAAAAAACUUUGCUCUGUUGUCGACUAUUCAGAGAAGGAGGGGGUUAACACUUUAACUUGCUGUCUGUCGCAAUGUCAUGGCAUGAUUGUGUUUUUCUCUGUGAUUUGUUAACACACACACACACACACACACACACAGGCACAUAUACACACAAACCAACACACGUCAUGUUUCGUUUAAGUUGGCCUUGACAUGAUAAAUGCAUGUUGCAAUGCAACAUUGUAGGAUCCCACACCAGUUUACUGGGUAUUUUAAGUAGCUUUUUCAAGUUCACUAAAUCUUGUUUUUCAUCAGAUACUGACUCACCUUUGCUUACAACAGACCUGACCUCUGUUUGUCACCCAUCACUAUUCACAUAGCAGCUGUAGCCGGAUCCAUUAUUUGCUUUUUAUUUGGAUUUGAAGGCCUGGUGUGGGUGACAGUGACAGUUUCUCUCUGGUUUGAUAUUCAGGUAGCGGCUCUGAUUCAGACAAUCAAAUGUGUAUCAUAGUUUAUGCAGAUUUAAGAGAGUGUGUGUGGCAGGAAGCAGUAGGGAGGGAUUGUGAUAAAAAAGCUGAUGUUUUACAUACCGUCUUGUUAGAUUUGUCACCUCAUGGCCAUUUUCAAUCUUUUAACACAUCACCAGGUAUGUACUUAUAAUGUUGAAUGUCAUGUAACAUUUGUAUUGACAAGAUAUGAUUUCCUUGACAUAAAAAAUACAGACAAACUGAUUUCAAUAAUUUGCUAGUAACUUGGUUACUUAAUCAUGAAUUAAAGCAAAGUUUUAGUGAUGUUAAACUCUCAGCUAUGGAAAGGUAGUGAAAAUAUGAUAUGUGAUGACCUCCCAGUGCACCUUUCAACCUGCAGUGUUUACUUAAUGCAACUAAGGAGGAGGAUGGAGGUAUUGAUUGCAUGAGCGCUACAGACAACAAAAGAUAAUCCACUGGUCAAAGGCAACACAGGAGGCGCUCCAGUAUAAGAGGGGAGGGUUAUGUUUUUUCUGUCAGGGAGAUUAAUGAAUGUUUCCUGACUUCCAGAUAUCCACCCAUCUUGUUGAAUAAUGUCGGUCACAGGCUCGAAACGGCCAUGUGUUGAUUUGUGAUCCAGACUGACAAGCUCAACUCAUCUGUGCAAGCGUGCUUGGCUGGGUCACUGCAUGAUUACGUGACCUUGCUACAGGUUCAUAAUUAUUUCCUUAUCUUUAUGAUGCAGUUUCUUAUCUUGAGUCAAGCAUAUCCUCUUUUUUUUGCAACAAAAAGGAACCAUGAACACGUAGAUAUUGCCAUGCAUAUCAAACAGUUUGCAGUGCUCUUUCUUUCUUUGUGUCACAAGUCAAUACAGUAGAAUAUAUACAGUGAAUGAUUUUCAAUAGCUACCCACUCCUUGUAGUGCAGUGUAAUACCCUAGAGACAAUGCAAUAGACUCUCCUUUUUUGCUUUUCUGUUUGUGUAACUUGGGAAAUUAUUUUUUACAACUCAUGAGAAAUGCUCCUCUCAUUUUGGCAUUUGUACCUUGAUAAACAGCACAAAAGAGCUGCCUUGCAUUCAUGCAAGGCUUUCUGUUUCCGUAGAUAUGAGAGAUAAUUUUAGCCAGAGAGGAAUGUAUAUCAUAGGGGGAAAUAUAUAUUAUAUAAAGUUGUAUAAUAUACAAAAUAUAUAUGAACCAAUGUUAUUUAUGUGAAUUUAAGUCCAAUUAAA
Molecule: messenger RNA, 6390 nt
Organism: Perca flavescens (yellow perch)
Lineage: Eukaryota; Metazoa; Chordata; Actinopteri; Perciformes; Percidae
Gene: mid2
Product: midline 2
Exons: 12
Coding region: 548-2857 (769 amino acids)
Biological process (GO): protein localization to microtubule
Cellular component (GO): microtubule
Molecular function (GO): microtubule binding; zinc ion binding
Source: RefSeq, a predicted model, not a curated record